AUGCAAUUAGAUGCAGAGCAGAAACUGCACACAAGUGAACAAAAGAUGCAGGAGUUUUUACACCAGAAGACAGAGCUUGAAGAACAGGUCAUAGAACUGAUUCGUUCAUCGGGAGAUAGCUCUGAGCAGAGAAACCUACUAAACCAGGAGCUUAAAGAGAAACAGGAGUUACACGAAGAAUUACAAAAGACACAAGAAAACAUCUCUAAACUUACUAAUACGUUAGCUGGUCAAGAACAUCUAGUUACCAUAAAGGAAGCAGAGCGGGAAGAGUUGUGGCAACAGCUGGAGAAGAGCAAAUCUCAGGUUACCCAGUCACAAGCUGAAUUGAAAGAAUUGCAGCUUUGCAUGGAAAGGCUGCAGGCACAGACGUCCACAUCAACUGAGACUCUGGAAAUUAAAGUUCGUGAACUUCAGAAGGAAAUAGAACAAGUACUUCAGGAUAAAGAAGAAUUGUCGAACCAGUACCAAGCUUCAGAGGAAACUCGGGUCAAAUUGGAGAAAAACUUGGAGCAGAUCAUGAAAGAGAAACAAGAGCAUCAAGCUACAGUUUCUGACCGGGAUGCUCAAGUGGCUCAGCUAAAGGCAGAAGUGGACAGACUUCAAACAGAGUUUGCUAAGCACAGAGAGGAGUUGCAGCAGAAGCUAGCUGUAACGGAACUAGAAUCUCAAGCUAUGCAGGAUCUGCAUAAUCAGUUCAAUCUGCAGCAAGAUGCCCUCAGCGAACUACAGAAAGAACUGCUUCGUGUUGAAGUUGAGCGAGAUGAACUCUAUCGAGAGGUUCUUACUCUACGAGAGAUACAAGAAGAAAGGAACCAGCUGGAAAACAGGUCCACUACCCUCGAGCAACAAUUAGAAGAUUUAAAACAAAGAGAGUCCAAACUUGUAAAUGACUUUAAUGAUGAACGAGAUAUGCUUAAAAAGAUGGUGUACUCAACUCAGUCUCUUCUGGAGGAGCGAGAAAAUGAUAUAUAAAGAAAGAUCAAGAGCUGGUAGUUUUGCGUGAACAAGAUUCUCAGCUGCAGAACAGCAAGAUUCUGUUACAGAAUGUAGAACGAGAAAAGAAACAGUUAGAGAAAAAAGUUAUGGAGAUCCAAAUGACAUUGGCCAAUUCACAGUCUAAUGAUAAGGUGGAAGGAUCAGAAUCUAAGAAAAUCCAAGAAGAUAAAGAAGCUUUGGAAGUACAGAUAGAGUUUUUGAACUCUGUGAUUGUGGACGUGCAAAGGAAGAAUGAUGAAUUAAAAUCCAAAUUAAAGAUCCUAGAAACUGGAGAAAUUCAGGAUGAUGGAGAUCUGAAUUUAAAUGGAAUCAAAGCAGUAAUCCCUCCACGGUUAUUUUGUGACAUCUGCGACAUCUUUGAUCUCCACGACACAGAAGACUGCCCUCAGCAAGUUAUGGAAGAGGUUUCACACUCACAACACCACGGUGAAAGACACCAGGAACGGCCAUACUGUGAGAACUGUGAAGUGUUCGGACACUGGCAAAGAGAAUGUGACAGUAAUGAAACUUUUUAGCUCGGAAAUCAAUAAAUCUUGCUGGUCACAAAACCUAUUUCAUGUUUUAUGUUAAUAAAUUUUGCCACCCUUUUAUUUGUAACUGCAAGGUUGUGAUGUGUUUUUUGUAAUUAAAACAAGACAAUUGUGAUAAAGCUGUCGUAUAUACAUUUGAUAUAAUAAAUCAAAAAUAAUGUUUCAGAGGUUAA
Messenger RNA from Limulus polyphemus (Atlantic horseshoe crab), 1702 nucleotides. Its product is annotated as CAP-Gly domain-containing linker protein 1-like. The coding region runs from base 1 to 975 and encodes 324 amino acids. Lineage: Eukaryota; Metazoa; Arthropoda; Merostomata; Xiphosura; Limulidae. The transcript is spliced from 10 exons. The record is from RefSeq and is a predicted model, not a curated record.